CCCAAUUUCAAAUAGCACCAAACGGCUACUUCCCUACCAAUCCUUCCCCAAGAAUUCUCAGAGGAGGUCGUCGGCUCUCCCGAAUUCGCUCCUCAAACGCUCGAAAUUCCCCCCGGAAAAUCUCUCGAAUCCUGCAUCUCUCUCUCUUUCCGGCCUCGAUUCCGUCGGCUGUUCGAUCGCGCGCGCGCUCCGGGGUUUCGGUCCGGUCCGAUUGUCGUUGUCGCGGCGGCGGAGGAGAGAAGACGGGAGGAUGAACUCGAAACCCUGUAUGAAGAUCCGAGUCGUGGCGAGAAUCAGAGGCCACGGGGAUCGGGAGGCCAAGCCUUGGAUCUCCGUCCACAGGCCUAACGGAGAGGACUCGGAGACCGUCGCCUUGUCUUUCGACGCUCCGUCUGCUAGUAAAAAAGAAUCCCAUCAAGUGCACUACUGCUAUGAGCCUAAUGAAGACAAUGAUAGGAUAUACAUUAGAGAGAUCAAGCCUUUUAUAUCGGAAGUUUUUGACGGUCAUAAUUUCACUACCAUUGCUUAUGGGGCUAGAGGCAGUGGAAAGACAUGCUUAAUUCAGGGCUCGGGGGAGAGUCCGGGCUUGGCUGCACUAGCCAUUGAAGACAUUACCCAAAUGGCUGAAAGAGCGGAGAGACUUGUUGCAAUAUCUUUUUAUGAGAUUUACCAAGACCAGGUCUAUGAUCUGCUGAAAUCAGAUAGGGCAGCUGUUUCGAUACUUGAAGAUGCUCAAGGAAAAAUCAAAUUGAAAGGGCUUUCUCAGGUUCCCAUAAAGUCUAGCUCAGAAUUUCGCAAGCUUUAUUUUGGUGGUUGCAAUUCUACCAAGAUAGUCAACAAGUUGGCUAAUGAACUUCCUAAAAGAAGCCACAGGGGCUUAAUCAUUCACGUCACAUCACCUGUUGAGAACACGGAUGCACCUCCUGUUGGCAAACUGAAUUUUGUUGAUUUAGCAGGAUAUGAGGACCCUCGCAGGAAAAGUAAAGAUGGCCUUAGCUUUGUGGAGAAGAAUAAAAUCAACAAGUCACUAUAUGCACUACAAAAUGUUCUUCAUGCAUUAAAUGCCAACGAAAACCAUGUUCCUUUCCGGGAAAGCAAAGUUACUCGCCUGUUGCAAGAUUCACUCGGAGGCUUAAGUAAUAGGCUCACAGUCAUAGCUUGCUUGAACCCAUUGUUUUGCCAAGAUUCCAUUUACAUUGCCAGUUUAGCUUCUCGGACUUGUCGAGGAAGUCAUCAUAUUGUCAUGGAAUCUGCAAAGAAGAGCAAAACUUUGGAAAAACCAGUAGGGAUACCCUCAUCUAAGGUUAGAAUCUCACAAAGUGCUUCUGGUAAGCAAAUUAGAUCGCGGGUUCAUCUUCUUCAAAAGAAUGCCAGUUGUAAAUCUGCCGUGAAGGGAAAGAAAUUAUUUGGCGAGAAAAGUGGCCUGGAUAAUGAUAUGAAGGCAAGCUCAGACUCAGCUGUUGCUUCAACCGUUAAAGCUGGAGCACAAGAAGAGGAAACUUCUAUAUCUGCUGUUGCUUCAUCUUUUGAUUCUUUGACGCAUGGAGAUGAAAAGUCCGGCUUAAAUGUUACCGAGAGAAUGGUCUCGUCAGAGAAGCAAACUUCCUCUGCGGUGUUGGAACAUACCUUGGAAAAUACUCUGCCACCAAAUGUGGAUGUUUCUCAGCUGUGUGAAGAAAAUCAAGAGGAGGUUAGCUCUAAUCUCAGUUGCAGCAAGGAAGCAUUUCCUCUUCCUAAUAGAGGUAGCAUGGGCAAGGAAAAUUUGCAAUUUUCCAUCAAUGAAGAUGGAUCGCCACCAUUGAGUGCCAGAUUGCAGGAGCUAUCAAAUAGCUUGAAGUUAUUGUACUCCUCAACUCCAUGCAUAAAGAUGCCAAAUGAGAACGUGGAAGCUCUGGAGCCAAAAACUCCAAUAAUUGACUCAAAUGUCCAAGGAAAUGAGAGAAAAGACAUUGCUGGCGUAGAUAGUCCUUUGCCAGCUUCUAGGACAUGCUACCCAGGAACAAAGAAUUCCCUCGUUCAAGAAUAUCUAAGGAUUUUCAACAGUGCUAGCAAGGAAGAGUUGAAGGGACUACGGGGAAUCGGAGAGAAGAGAGCUACCUACAUUAUUCAACUUCGCGAAAAAUCACCGGAGCCAUUCAAGACUCUUGAUGAUAUAGGGAGUCUCGGACUGUCAGCAAAGCAGGUGAAGAAGAUGUUGGCAAUGAAGUAGAGCGCACCGGCCAGCGCAAGAUGAAUCUUCUAUUGGCAAUAAGUGUUGCCACAAAACCGGGUUUAUCCGUGCGGAGCUUCUUGCGUGAUAUGUAAUGUGCCAUGUCCUCGUAUGCGAUGAUGAUUCAGGAUGCGAGGGAAAAGACGAUUUAUCCUGGUCAUAGUGUGUUUUUGUGUACCUGCUUUUGUAUAGACUGCAAGGAUAACCCACCUCACUGCUGGUGUAUUUUAUGUGGAAAAUAUACUAAAAUUGACAUGUUAGUGUCA
Molecule: messenger RNA, 2475 nt
Organism: Eucalyptus grandis
Lineage: Eukaryota; Viridiplantae; Streptophyta; Magnoliopsida; Myrtales; Myrtaceae
Product: kinesin-like protein KIN-10C
Exons: 18
Coding region: 251-2209 (652 amino acids)
Biological process (GO): microtubule-based movement
Cellular component (GO): kinesin complex; microtubule
Molecular function (GO): ATP binding; microtubule binding; microtubule motor activity
Source: RefSeq, a predicted model, not a curated record